Messenger RNA from Gadus macrocephalus (Pacific cod), 1969 nucleotides. Its product is annotated as myristoylated alanine-rich C-kinase substrate-like. The transcript is spliced from 2 exons. Gene Ontology annotation, biological process: central nervous system development; actin filament organization. The record is from RefSeq and is a predicted model, not a curated record. Lineage: Eukaryota; Metazoa; Chordata; Actinopteri; Gadiformes; Gadidae. Gene Ontology annotation, molecular function: actin filament binding; calmodulin binding. Gene Ontology annotation, cellular component: plasma membrane; actin filament bundle; cytoplasm. Bases 269 to 997 code for a protein of 242 amino acids.
GACCCCGCAUCUUAUUAGGGACCAGCGAGAUUUCUCCAUUUUCCAGCUCGUCUGCGGCAACACAGUAACAAACUGGGAUUUUUAUUACUUCUCUGCACUUGGCGGUAUUCUCUGCGAAUUGUUAACAAUUCAUCGCCGCCAUUUGGACUGCUUCGCUUUUCUUCUUGCAUUUUACUUUUCCUGAGGGGAAUAUCGGCAGAGCUCCACCGAGAAGAUCCGCUCAGUCUUUGUUCCUCCGUGGAUCGCUCAGCUCUUUGUUGAGGACAGCAUGGGAGCGGCUCUCUCCAGGGCGGCGGCGAAGGCAGAGAAGCCGGGAGACGCAGCAGUGUCUCCGGCCAAAGCCAACGGACAGGAAAACGGCCAUGUGAAGGCGAACGGGGACUCCUCCCCAGCAGAGGAGCUGCAGGCCAACGGUAAAGCGGCGGUCGAGGAGGUCCAGAAGGAGGAGGAGGAGGUGACGGCCGAGGUGGCGGCCGCGGCCGAGGCGGCGCCGGCCGCUAACGGCGACGCGGCGGAGGGCGAGGCGGAGGUGAAGGCCGACGAGGCGGCCGCCACGCCCUCCUCCAGCACCGAGACCCCCAAGAAGAAGAAGAAGAGGUUCUCCUUCAAGAAGUCCUUCAAGCUGAGCGGCUUCUCCUUGAGGAAGACCAAGAAGGAGACAGGCGAGGAGGAGGCGGGCGAGGAGGAGGCCAAGAAGGAGGCCGCGGACGGGGGCGAGGAGGCCGCGGACGGAGGCGAGGAGGCCAAGCCCGCCGAGGGGGAGGCCGCCGCCUCCGCCGUGGACGGAGGAGAGAAGGUGGAGGAGGAGGAGGAGAAGGCCGCCGGCCCCGCUGAGGCUAAACCCGAAGAGGCUGCGGAGAAGCCGGCGGAGGAGACCAAAGUGGAGGAGGCGGCCCAGAAGGUGGAGGCUGCCCCUGCAGAGGUGGAGGCCCAGAAGGUGGAGGCCCAGACGGAGGCGGUGGCAUCGGAGGCGGUGGCGGCGGCGGCGGAGGAGUAAACUCCGGCUACCGGACGACAAACCACAACGACGAUGGAAGAAGGGAGACGAAGAAGAGAUAAUCAAAGAACAUUCCCCUGUUGGGGUGACGGGCGACGCCAUCUUGGCUGAGGAGGACUUGUCGACCACCAGGGAUACUUUAAAGCUUUUCUUUCCUUUUCUUUAUGGCCCAUUCCACCCAUUUCUUUAUGGCCCAUUCCACCCCCCCCCCCCUACACAAAGCCCCCGUGCUCCUGGGGCGGCUUCAGAAACAUACAACAGAAAGUCACACUCUGCCAUAUUUGUUUUGCGUCAGUAUUACUUUCUGAUUUCCCUCCUUUUAUACAGAAAUGUAAAACCUAUCAACGUGUAUGGAGCGGGCGGGGUAGACGGGUGGGGGUAGAUGAUGAUGAUGGGGGGGGGGGGGGGGCAGGCCAGGCUAUUACCUAGAGAAUAGUCUUAGAGGGCCGCCCAACAACACUAAGACCUUUCAACAACCACUAGACUAGAUCCUAUCCACCUCAACCAGCGCCACCGUAGCGUUACCUUCAGAUCCUAGAAAUACUAAAUAUGUAAAGGCUGAUUUAUGACCUUAGGGAGAGAAAAAGUAUGUAAGUAUGUAUAGGCAGGGUGAUUUUAACUGUGAUUAUAUGAGUCUUGAAUACACACAGGUUUUGUACCGAUCAGAUUCAUCUGGGGAAUAAAAAACGCGAACCAAGCUGUGAGGGGCGUUACUGUUUAUAUACUGUGGUAAUGUUUUAAAUACAGCGACCGCUUUUUCAGUCUUUGACAAAAUUUAUCAGAUGCCAUGUUUGUAGCAUCUCGUCAUUUUUCCUUUUGUAAAUACAGGAGAAGCUUUGACCAAUUUGACGUAGAGAUGGAAUGUAACUUUGCUUACAAAAAAUUGCUAUUGAACUCCUCGCUUAAAGGUGUUCUAAUUUUCUGUGAGCACACUGAAAGCAAACAAUAAAUGUGAAUAAAAUUUGAAAAAAA